AUGGAGUUACUAAGUGGUCUUCCUAAAAGUAUUCGUCAUGAAGAUAUAAAAUUUUUGUCUUCUAAAACAGCGACAAAUGUGGUUUCAGAUGGCACGCUCAAAACUGAAAAAAUUUUCAAUCGUCACAUAGUUAGUGAAAAUUUGGAAACAUUACUGAAAAAAUGGUUAGAUGAAGGUGAUGAGCAAUGUGCAUUCUAUCUCGGUCAGAUUUACUUCGAGAAGGAGAAAUAUGACGAAGCGUGGACUUACUUCCGAAUGGGUUAUGAAAAGUUUAAUGAUCAGAAAUCGAAGUUUCAACUCGGUAUUAUGUUGUAUGACAAUUUAGUCAGUAAAGAAGUGACAAAAGUUUCAAACCCAGAAGCUAAAGCUUGUGAAUUUUUUAGGGAGAUUAUGACCUUGAACGUCCAAAUAGCUUCACCCGUCGACCAAAGAAACUUGGUUUUUAGUGCAGCCUUUAAUCUUGGAAGAGCAUAUUACCAAGGCUGUGGAGUAUGUUUAUCUACGAAAGAUGCUUUGAGGUGCUUUUUAUUUGCUGCGAACAAUGGUGAUUCUAAAGCUUGCAUUUCAGCUCAAACAGCACUUGGCUAUUUAUAUUCAGGACCAGAAAUUCGUGAUUUACAAAAAGCAUUUCAAUGGCAUUCUGAUGCUUGUGGAAAUGGUAGUGUUGAGUCUCAAGCCGUAUUAGGUGUAAUGUAUUUAUAUGGGAUAGGUGUGAAAGAAAAUCGUGAUAAUGCUUUAUUCUGUUUAUCUGAAGCUUCAGCCAGAGGCAGUUUAUAUGCUAAAGCAAAUUUAAUUUAUUUUUACUAUCGACGGAAAAUGUUUACAAAUGUAUGUUACUUGGCUAGCAGAAUGGUAACUUGUGAUAAUUUUGUGACAACAUCGGAAUGUAUACAAGCAUUUCAGUAUCGAGCUAUGUCAAUGGCAUGUUUUCUUUAUGCAUUAUGUUUAAAAAGUGGUAAAGGUGUACAAAAAGAUGAAUUAUUAGCUGAUCAGCUAUUCUCUAAGAGCGUUGAAUGGGACCCAUCAUUAGCCGCAAGAUAUGUAAAUUUAGUUAUAGCAGGCGAAUUGUAA
Messenger RNA from Schistosoma spindalis, 1071 nucleotides. Lineage: Eukaryota; Metazoa; Platyhelminthes; Trematoda; Strigeidida; Schistosomatidae. The record is from the annotation of a GenBank genome assembly.